Messenger RNA from Mya arenaria, 1092 nucleotides. Its product is annotated as protein BCCIP homolog. The record is from RefSeq and is a predicted model, not a curated record. The coding region runs from base 16 to 1071 and encodes 351 amino acids. Gene Ontology annotation, cellular component: nucleus. The transcript is spliced from 7 exons. NCBI's taxonomy places the organism in Eukaryota, Metazoa, Mollusca, Bivalvia, Myida, Myidae.
AUCUUUUAAAAGCAAAUGAGAUUGUCAAGUGUGUUUACCAAACAUCGGCAACGCAAUCCGCUGCCUGAAGCCAUAAGUAUUGCAAUACCUAGCGACCGAGAAUUAGGAGACCGGAUGGGACCGGAAUCUACGGUGAGAGACCGGAAAAUAGUAUCGGCCACUGUUGUCUGCACCCUCAAAAUGGCCGCUUCUAAAAAGAAACGUGUGGAAGAAGUAAUGGAAGAUGACGAAGCCGACGAAGUUGACGAUGAAAACAAUGACAUAGAUGAUGAGGAAGAUGAUGAUGAAAGUGAAGAUGAAGCCAUGGAUCAGCAGGAGGUACAGCUGGAUUUUGAAGCUCGGGUGCCAGAAGAUUCAGAUUUCAAUGGGAUGAGGACGCUUUUGCAGCAGGUGUUUUUGAAGGCAAAUGUGAAUAUGUCGCAAUUGACUGACACCAUUAUCUCACAGAACUACAUCGGAAGUGUUAUAAAGCAACCCUACAACUCUGAAGUAGAUGACGAUGAUGAUGAUGAUGAUGACUGUGAUGACUCGGUGCUGGCACUUACCACUGUUAUCAAUCUGACAGAGAGAAAGGAGCUGGAGUGUGUGAAGGAGUUCAAAUCCAUGGUUCUGGAAAAGUGUCGUCAGUGUGCGGCGAAAGAUGCCGACAGGCUUGAUAAGCUUCUUAGUGACCCUGAUCACCAAGUGGGGUACCUGAUCAGCGAACGGUUUCUUAACCUGCCUCCCACACUCACUGUGCCGCUGUUUGAGUCACUCAUGAAGGAGAUGCAGAAAGCGUGUGACAAGAAGAUGAAGUACAGUUUCUCGUACUAUGUGAUGAUCUGCAAGACGUACGAGAUGAAGACCGCCCACAACGUACGAGAGAUGAUCUACUCAAAUAGCGAGGAGGAGCUGUUUCAAGAGGUGAGCGAGAUCAGUUUCCGCUACUCAGUGGCGGACCAGAGGGAUGGGGUUGUUCAGGAGUGGAGCGCAGAGAAGGACAUGGAGCCCUUCAGGACUGUGCUUGUAAUCCCGGGUGUUAAACUCGCUGCUGUGGUUGAGAAAAUAAAGCAAGAGGUGGCUAAGACAUGAAUAAACUGGUUGAACCUUGAA